Messenger RNA from Haliotis rubra (blacklip abalone), 3464 nucleotides. RefSeq names its product scavenger receptor class F member 2-like. Lineage: Eukaryota; Metazoa; Mollusca; Gastropoda; Lepetellida; Haliotidae. Bases 127 to 1353 code for a protein of 408 amino acids. Gene Ontology annotation, molecular function: scavenger receptor activity. The transcript has 4 exons. The record is from RefSeq and is a predicted model, not a curated record.
GCAGUAUACAGCAGUCAGUGAUGCCAGUGGAAAGACUCCUCAUCCUCUUACUUAUUUGUUUUAGCCGUUGUGUUGCUUGGCGCACAUCAUUCAUGACUCAAGACAAGCAGUAUACAGCAGUCAGUGAUGCCAGUGGAAAGACUCGUCAUCCUCUUACUUCUUUGCUUCAGUCGUUGUGUUGUAUUGGCAAGUUCCUUCUCAUGCUUCACUGAUGGAUGUCGACAUGGAAACGGUGGACUAAGAUGUCAGUCAUGCCACAUCGGUUGCUAUGGAACAAACUGCACCUUCCCAUGUAAUGACAACUGUCACACAGAUGGGUGUAACAGAAUCACUGGGGAAUGUUUUACAUGCAAGCCAGGAUAUUAUGGUCGAGACUGCAAUGUGUUCUGUCCGAGAAGAUGUUCGAGCAACACAGCAGUCACGUAUAUCUAUGACCGCCAUACUGGUGCUUGUUCGGAAAUCUGUGACGGAGGAUUGACUGGUGUACACUGCAAGGAUCAAGUCUGUAACAAAGAAACUGGUCGAUGUAUCUUUGGCUGUGAAGAAACUUGGACAGGAGUGUACUGCAACAGAACAUGUGAUACCUGCCUCAACAGAAGAUGCAGCUGGACCGGAUAUUGUCUCCAUGGCUGCAAACCGGGUUUCUAUGGAGACAUGUGUGACAAAACGUGCCCUCGAUGUUGGACCACUGGCUGUGACAGAGGAACAGGCAUGUGUGAACAGUGUAGUCCGGGUUAUCGAGGAAGACACUGUAGCCACUACUGUUCUGAAACGUGCUACAGAGGCAAGGAUGGACACAGGCACUGCGAUCGUUACAACGGGAAUUGUCUGGAGGGUUGUAAAGUAGGAUGGCACGGUCAUCGUUGUUCCACUCGGUGCAGCACCUCCUGCAACUCGUCUCGUUGUUACAGCCAUGAUGGUGCCUGUGUAGAUGGUUGUAAGCAUGGUUGGCAUGGCAAACACUGUCUGACACCGUGCAGUACAACGUGCAAGGAAUCACUGUGUGCCAGUCAAGAUGGUUCGUGUACCCACGGCUGUGUAAGGGGUUACCAUGGAAAUCACUGUCACAAGAAAUGUAUUAAUUGUAAAAAUGAUGAAUGUGACCAGUAUGGGAGAUGCAGUUAUUGUCAAGACGGAUGGAGAGGAGAGAAGUGCGGACUCCGAUGUCCCAGCGGCUGCCACACAUGUGAUGAAGAUGGCAUCUGUGUGUCUAAGAGUUUGACCAAGAGAUUGUCGGAACCAACCCACGACUCACGUCCUGAUGGUCACACCGACACAUCAUCAGGAUCAGGUGACUCACUCACGUACACAAACACUUUGUGUUCCCUUCUUCUAGCCAUGCAAAUCGGAUAAUGAUGGAGUGUGUUUGUCUGACGGCUUAAACAAGACAAUGUUGGAUGCAGCAGAUGAUUGCCAUGCCGAUCCUCAUAUCACAUCAACAGCCUCAAGAGACUCACACAACAACACACGUCCAUUUCGUCUACCAAGAACGUAUGUUUAAAAGGAAGGAGAACCUGAGGUUCUCUUAGAAAUAUUGGCUUAAAAGCUGGAGUCCUUGAUCCCGUCGUGUUGUGAUAUGGUGACGAGUGAUCAUCCCCAGCAUACUGUAUAGCUGUGAAAUAUGGAGUAACCUAAUGCAAUCGGAAAUAUAUGAACUGGAAAAACUACAACGAUACUUUGCAUGAAGUAUUCAGAACUUUCAAAUCAGAUCUCCAACUGCAGCAUCGACGCAGACGCUCGGUCUAUGGAGCAUGCAAGCUUCUAUUGACAAGGCUAAGUUACUGUAUCUUGGACGAUUAUGCAGGACCCCAUCAGCACAUUCGUAGAAAAAAAGUAUUUUACGUGCGACCUUUUGAACACAAUGAAGAAGUAUGACCUCUUCCACUAUAUACAAGCUUAUGUAAAUGAUGGACAGUUCCCCAAGAAAACAACAUCGAGACAACUAGUACUAAAGUCAGUGUGGAAAUUGGAGACAUCGAGGUGGUCUAACAGUUUGCUGCUUAGACCAGACUUAUCACGGUUUAAUGUCAUUCAUGGAAAACGAGUACCCCAUAGGCUGUGGAACUUGUGUAACUGAUUUAACAUAAUCAAGAGGUCGAUAUAUGCUGUUGUCAAGCUAGGCAUUUUACCGAUAACAACGGUUUGUGUCUGCUCUGUUUCGAUGAGAGUAAUGACAUUGUGAAUUAUCAGCUGCUUGACUGUCAUAAGUUACAGCAUGCGAGAAAUACACUGUAUGAGAAACUAUUUGAUGAUCUGACACUCCAUCAAUAUUUAUUUCUGGAACACUGUGCAGAAAAUGAACUAGAGAUUGUGACACUACUUGGUGGCAUUGUAUAUAUUGUAAAAUGCAUGGACCUUACAACAUUGACGACCUUCAUUAACAUGGUCUCGAGUCAAAUCAGUUCCUGUAACCUACAGUCCCUACAGUAUAUGUGCAUUAUGUAUGUAAAUACUACCCCGAGGAAACUCCGGGGCGGCAGCAAAUGUAAAGAAGUAUUAUCAUCUUUCUUUCAAUAGCCUCUGCAUUGAUGUAAUGUUAGCAUACACACACACACACACACUAUAUAUAUAUAUAUAUAUAUAUGUGUGUGUUGAGACAGAGAGAGAGAGUGCUCUCCGUAAUGGCACACACUCUCCCCUCUCUCUCUUUCUCUCUCUCUCUCUCUCCCUAUUUAUAUAACAACCCUCCGUAAUGGCGUCUGUAUGACCAGUGUGACCAAGAAAGUGUCGGAUCCAGCUCACGACUCCUGAUGGUCACACAGACACAUGACCUAUAUACUUUGUGUUCUCUUUUUCUACCCAUGCACACAAAUCGGAUAGUGAUGGGGUGUGUUUGUCUAACGGCUUAAACAAGAGAUCCCGAUCCAUACCGAUCCUCACAUCACAUCAUCAGCUUCAAGCGUCUCACACACCUACACAUGUUUCAUGUCCCUUUCGUCUAGCAAUGUACACUUAUUGGAUAAUGAUGGCGUGUUUUCUUCUAACAGUUUGAAUAGGACAGUGUUGCAUCAAGCAGAUCCCCCAUGCUGAGCGUCAUAUCACAUCAUCAGGUUCAAGCCCCUCACACAUCUUCAAUUGUAGUUUCUAUUACCUUCGAUUUAUCCAGGAGGGGUAACCUCCUUUUAAGUGUCCCCUCGACACUGAAAACCUGAGAUCUUGUGUACAGUGUGUGAAACCCAUUUCUGGCGUUCCACGUCGUGAUGUUGCUGGAGAACUGCUAAAAUCGCCGUAAAGCCAGACUCAAUCGCCUAAUCCAAUGUAAGCGCUCAAAUCUAGUGUUGACAUCAGAAUGUCAACUGGAAUAAGGAAUAAGGGACGUGACUAGUCCUCAUGCGUCAUAUUCAGAUGGUUAACUUGUAUAUUGCUUUCAACGUUUGUACCGAUACAUUUAGAUACGUAUUUGUCCGCUUUGCUAACUGUAUUUGUCCGAAUGUCUACAUAUUAUCAGAAUAAAGAAUUAAAGU